AGGGGAAUCACUUCGAUCAGUAUGAAGAAGGACAUCUGGAGAUUGAACAGGCAUCCUUGGACAAGCCCAUAGAAUCGCCCAGUUUUUAAAGUCAGGACAACAUUGGACAUCGUUUGCUUCAGAAGCAUGGGUGGAAGCUUGGCCAAGGACUGGGAAAGUCUCUUCAGGCAUUUUGAUCGUGGAGAUGUUGUGGUGAUGGUAAACUUAGCAGUGGAAGGACAGAUCCUAUUCCUAUUAUCGUCAAGUAUGAUGUCAUGGGUAUGGGUCGGAUGGAAAUGGAGCUUGAUUAUGCAGAUGAUGCAACAGAACGACGCCGUGUUAUGGAAGUGGAGAAACAGGAUACUGAAGAACUCAGGCAAAAAUAUAAGGACUAUGCUGAAAAAGAAAAGGCAAUUGCAAAAGCUUUAGAAGAUCUGAGAGCGAAUUUUUACUGUGAAUUGUGUGAUAAGCAGUACCAAAAACAUCAUGAGUUUGACAACCAUAUCAACUCUUAUGACCAUGCUCAUAAGCAGAGAUUAAAAGACCUAAAACAGAGAGAAUUUGCUCGUAAUGUUGCAUCGAGAUCUCGAAAAGAUGAGAAAAAGCAGGAGAGAGCACUUCGGCGUCUCCAUGAGCUGGCAGAGCAGCGUAAACAACAGGAAUGUGCCCCAGGAAGUGGCCCAAUGUUUAAAACUACAACUGUGGCUGUUGACGAAGAUGGUAACGACAGAAAAGUUGUCAGCGCAAGUGAUAAUACUGGAGGAAAGACAAGUGGUCCCACAUCGCCUUCUGUUAACCAGACCGUGUCUGACAACACACUGGAAGAUAGCAGAGGAGAGACUGACAACACAAGCCAUUGUGUUACUGGAAGCUCUGCAGGAUUGGGUCAAAACAACCAGCCAGUGCAACCUUUUAACAUCAGUCAGCUUAAGAGCAAUUCUGCCAUUCCCUUACAGAAGCUAGGAGUGUCAUUUUCUUUUGCAAAAAAGGCACCAGUCAAGCUUGACGUUUCAGCUUCAGUAUUCAGUGAUGUUGCAGAAGAGCCCAAUGAAUCUGAAGCAACAAACCCAGAUGAAAAAAUGUCUUCUGGUCAAGGGUCACCAAAAUCAAUGGAGGCUGAAACGGCAGCAAUCUCUGAUAAGACUGAAGGGGCUAGUCAAUCAGAAAGUGAUAAUGACUCUAUAAAUAGUACACUAUCAAAAUUGAAAAAGAUGAUGAAGAAAGAAGAUGAUGUCUGUCAGUCGGAACCAGAGUAUUAUCAUUACAUUCCUCCUGCACAUUGUAAAGUGAAACCCAACUUUCCAUUUCUGUUGUUUAUGAAAGCAACAGAAGAGUCGCAUAAGUGUGGUAACAAGAAAAGCUUAGAGACCACGAAAAGUAACCCUGAUUUACAAAAUACCUUAAAGUUUCAGGAAAGCAAAGAAGGAGAACACACGGAAAAUGAGAUGCCAGCUUUGCAGCAGAACAGUGACACUGCAGAUGGUGCAACAGACCCAGACUUCAAAGAAGCUAAGUCUCCUGAGACUGUGAGCAAGCAGAACUGUAACACCACAACGUUAAAACCUAUUGCUUGUGAAGAAGGAAAACAAAGCAGUUUAGCAAAUGAAGAAGUCCUCAAUGGGCCUAAACAACCAACUGGGCCAUUUUUCCCAGUGUUGGGCAAAGAUGAAAGUACUACUCUUCAGUGGCCCUCAGAAUUAUUGAUGAUUACGAAGAGUGAACCAUGCAUCUCUUAUAGUUGCAAUCCACUCUACUUUGAAUUCAAACUGACUAGGAAUAGGGAUACCAAAGGAAAAAAUAAAGAGAGAUACCAUGAGAAUUCACAUGAACAAAAUGCACAGAAUAUGGAUCAGGAUUCACAGGAGAAGACUAACAUAAACACCAGUAAUGCUACAUCAAAGACUAGCUUAAACACAGUAGGAAGCGAGGGUGACGUGAAGCCUCAAGAACAGUCUAUCCCGACAGCAAGCAAAUGUGAAGCCCAAGUUGGUGAAAGUGACAGAAGCACCAAUAAAAAAGACAAGAGCAUGAAAUCACAUAAGCAUAAAAAGAAAAAGAAGCACAAAAAAUCAGGAAAACAUUUGAAGGAGAAAACUACAGAGGAAAAGGAAAAGCAAAAGGAUGGUGAAACGCGUGAUGAGACGUCAAAAAAAAGGAAAAAGCGUAAACGCAAAAAUAAAAGCUUAGAUGAGAAAAGCAAAGACGCUGGUUUAGAGCUUUCUGUUCCAAUGCCUGCAAUUAAGUCUACAGAGGAAAGCAGCCUCACACAGAAGAAAAGGCACAGAUCACAAGAUUGCCAGUAUUCAGCUGCGACUGUUGAAGAUGGUAGUAGAAAGGAAAACGUCUCUGAGGAACCCAUUAGUAAAAAACAGAAGACGGGUUCUUGUAGUGAGUUAAGGAAACGAAUAUCUGGUCGGAAAGAUAGCCGAAGCAGGCAUAGGAGCAGAGACAGCAGCCGAGAUGAAGAAUCUGAUAGCUAUGAUGAAUCUCAUAGAAAACGAUCCAGACACAAGUCAUCCUCUCGUUACAGUGAUGAUUAUGAUUCAAGAAGUGACAGAAGCUACUCGAGAAGAUCAAGAAGGCAUCAUUCAUCAUCCCAGCGGUCAUCGCGUAGGUCAUAUUCUUCCAGAUCUGAUGUAUCGUCAGACUGCAGUAGAUACAGUCGUAGAAGAAGCUAUUCUGACAGUUACAGUGACUACAGUGACAGAUCAGAUCACUCUAAACGAUCUCAUGAUUCAGAUUAUGACUAUAGAAGGUCAAGGCACCAUGGGAAAAAGCACAAAUAUUCUUCUUCGGAUGAUGACUAUAGACGAAGCAGAAGCAGAUCCAGAAGUAGCAGCAGGGAAAGUACUCGGACCAUCAGUAGAACACGCAGCCGAAGUCGAACUCGUAGCAGCAGUCAUAGCAGGAGCCGAAGCAAACGGCGCAGUCAAAGCACAACGCAACGAAGCUGGAAGCGGAGCCGAAGCUACAGCCGCAACCGCAGGGGCAGUACAAGGCACCGUACCUCCCGAAGAUCGAUUUCAAGGGACAAAGGAUCACAUAGCCAUGAUAGCUCUGGUGAUAGACGGUCCAGUCGAAGAAACUCUAGUCGAUCUUUUUCGCGAGAUAGGGUAUAUCGAUCAAAAUCUCCAUGUUACAGCCGAAGCAGAAUGUCGGGCAAGAAAGAUGACUACUCGAAAAAGGAAGAAAACAAAGGAGAUGGAACAAAAUCAGGUAGUUCUUUCCACAGGAAUCUCAGUGGCACCUCCACCAGUUCAGGAAAAGGGCACGUGGAAAGUGAGCGAACGCCGGAAGAGAGGAACUCCUUAACAGCUAAACAAUUGUUGGAAAAAAUUCAGUCUAAAAAGUUUGAAAAGAAAUCUGAAACAAUUAAUGAAACUGCAUCAACAUCUAAUAAAGUAGGAAUUAAAUUAAAAGAUCCCCCACAGGGUUAUUUUGGGCCUAAACUUCCCCCAGCUUUGGGCAAUAAGGCAUUGCUUCCUUUAAUAGGAAAACUACCGACAGUCAAAAAGCCUGCAACAAAGAAGUCGGAAGAUCUUUGCUCAGAGAAGGGGGACAAAGAAGAUGAGCUGUACCUUGCAGAGCCUAAAGAUGUGACAAAGGAGGAAGGCGGUCAGCUAUCAAAUUGGAUAACACAGGAAGAGAUUCAAAGCAGAGAAGAAAAAUCUGACGGUGAAGAAGCAUCAGGUGGAAGUGAGAAAAUCCAAACUAUUUCUUGUGAAACUCAGUUUGUUCAUAAAGGUUUUGUGCUUGACACUCAAGCCAUCUCAGAUACCUAUAUUUCUGAUGUAAGCACACCAACCGAAGUCAUCACAAAACCUUCAGAAUUAGGAGCACCAGAUGGUGAUGAGGCUGUUAUGAUGCAUUUUGCACCAGAUCCAGAGCCAUUCUCCAAUUAUAUUCCACAAACUGAAGUACAAGAAAUCGAAGAAGAUUCCCAAGAGGGUGCAGAUUCAUCAGUGGCUCCACUUGAUAGGCAGCCUAUAACAUUCACUCCUGAAGAAAUGGAGAAAUAUAGCAAACUACAACAGGCAGCUCAACAGCACAUCCAACAGCAACUUCUAGCUAAACAAGUGAAGACUUUCCCUACCUCAACUGCCAUUGCUCCUGCACCAACUCUCCAGCAAUUUCAUAUUCAGCAACCAUCGGCAGCUGCGACAGCAACAUCAAUCACUACUGUCCACCAUGCGAUAUUACAGCAUCAGGCAGCUGCGGCUGCUGCCAUGGGUAUCCAUCCACACGCCCAUCCGCAGACUCUUGCUCAAAUCCAUCACAUACCCCAGCCUCACCUAACCCCAAUUUCUCUGUCCCAUAUUACACCGUCUAUUUACCCUACUCAUCCUGCCACUUUUCUAACUAGCCACCCAAUACAUAUUAUACCUGCGUCAGCCCUCCACGCAGGACCUCUGGCCCUUCACCCAGUCCCACAUGCACUCUAUCCAGCUCUGUUUGCCCCGCGACCUGCAGGAGCAGGUGCUUCUGCUCUUCAUCUCCAUCCUUUCCUCCAUCCCAUCUUUUCGAGUCAGGAACUCCAGCAUCCUCCCAGUCAUGGCACUUGAAGCAAGCUGCAGGGAAUGAAAAUAAUGACAUUUGUCUUCAUUUCACUAAGAUAAGUCAAUUAACAGUCUGGUGCAAAAAUACUACAUUGAUGCAUUUCAGACUGAUUUUUUUUCCAACAGCCAAAGAGUUCAGGCUCAGGCCCAAGAAUAUGUUGCAUUUUCCGUGCUUGCAAUAUCAGGGAUUUCCAUUUACUUUAUAGAAACAAGUAUUAGAACUGAUUAUGUGGAUGUCCCAAAACUCAUAAGUGCUUUACUCAAAAAAGCAAUGUUAAAUAACUUAAUUAUUAAUGACAGAAUGCACCGAUAUUAUAUUCGUGGUUUGGCCUCUUUAUCCCAUUGCUAGCUCCCACCAUAACACAGAGAAAUAACAAUCCGUGUCAAUCUGCCUAAUUCUAUAGAAUCCUUGUAAUGUGUACAUUGAUAUGAUGGUGGAAGAAACUGUUGCUUGAUGCAAGGGUUCUAAUACAGGAUGUUGAAACUGAGGAUCCCAUAACUUCUGAUCAGUGGCUGCAAAACGUAACCAUAACGACUACACAUUGUGUACUGAUGUUCGUAAAUCGAAUGGCAUCUGUGGAGGUCCUACCUCAAUGUGGCAUGCCAAAGAAAUUUGGGCAAAUAAAGCUGAGGAGUCCGAAUGCGAUAGCUCUAACAGCUCAGCACUGCUGCAACAAAAGUUUGAAUUCUGAAUAAGAGAAUGCAGACUUUGGGGCCCUGAUGUAUUGAAACAAAAGUGCAGAGAAGCCUUAUUGUAAUUUCUCAAAUUUCAAACAUGUUUUAGUUAAACUAGCUUUGGUGUAGCAAUGGAAUUUGGAGAGAUGUCUAAAAUCUUUGCGAUAAAAUGUCUAUAAUCUUUGCGAUAAAACGUCUAUUCCCACUGCUGUUGUAAAGUACAACAGUCUUUGUAUAAGUUAUAGGUUAUAAUUUAAAAACUUGUGGAAAGAAUUGCACUGAACUCUGUACAGGUGAUGCUGCUUUUGUAGGUCCAUCCAAAACAAUGAUAUACAUGCAGAGUGCUGCAAUAAUAUUUUUAAAGGAUGAAUUCAUUUGGUUUUGUGGUACUGUUCUAACAUAGUGCUUUGUGUAAAUAUGUUUGUAGGUUAAGCAAUCCCUUGUAUAGGUAGGCAUCAUAAGUUUCUGUUUAUGGCAGAAAUUAAGCAUGUAUAUUUUACCAAAACCCAUGUAUUUUUUGAAGUUUUUAUGUACUGUAAAUGUAAAAUUUCUUGAAGUUUGUUUUAUUUUGUUUUUGCAUACACAAAGUAUUCAAUGUAAAAGCAACUCUGCAAAACAAAUGGUGCUUGGGAGAGUUUAGUGAAUCGUUAAGCUAAUGCAUACAGACACAGAGAACUGACAGCUGUGUAAAUUAUAAUUGAUUAAAUUAACCAAAUCACCAUGUUCAUCAUAAAAUUGACUUUAAAUAACUUAUGCCAUGAAAAACAUUGGUAAUACAAUCACCUCUCAUUGUAAACUGUAUUCCCAGCCCAAUUCAGACAGCUAUAUGAUUAUCAUCCCUGCUUAUUCUUUUAAGGUUGAAUAUACUUUACUAACUGCUUUGUCCUUAGUAGCCAGGUUUCACUUCGUGAUUCACCAAGGAUCAGGAGCUUUUCUGCCAGGGAUGCUUUUCCUACAGUUUCAACAUAUAUAAUGUCGUGAGUGUUUGGAUGCCUGAAAAGGAUUCAUCUCUUGAGAGUUAGUUAUACUGAUAACUGUGUAUAAAAACUUUGUUUACACAAUGAAAUCAAACCCAAUUUUUCAUCAAUAUGAUCCAUUUUAAUUUACUUACCAUUUUUCUGGUAAGUAUCUGGAGGGUUAAUUCUGCUUGAAUUUCGGAUUGUUAACUGUAUAUUCUGCCUUCCUUUCAAAAUGCUGAACAAAAUAAAUUGACUUUGGUAAAUUUCAAGUUCGAAAUUCCAAUUUGUCAAUAUAUGGAUGAAAAAUUAAUUGCAUUUGGAUGAGAUUGGCAGUUGUAGGGUGACUUCAGCCUUUUGAAUUUUCAUCCAGUAAAACAACUUUGUCUUUAGAAUUUUCAAAGUUGAUUACAAAGAAAUGAUAUUUGUCUAAAUAAUUGUAUUAAAUACAGUAAUAAAAAUGCAGUAUUAAAGACUCUGGUAUGUGCAAGAGUACUAGGAAAUUUGCAUAGCAAGAUCUAUACAUGGACUUGCUUGGAAUCAUUGCCAGUCUGAGAACAUUAUGGAGUUUGCAAGCCAUUAUAGGUAAACGCACUAAGAUUCAAGUCUUUGGAAAAAGGUCAACAUUUUUUUAAAGUGGGAAUGCCCUUUUCCUUUUGUAAAAUCUGCUUCCAAUCAUCCGUUUUAUAAAACAGUUUAUUUAGAUUUAUCUUUUCCUUAUUGUAGGCAUCAACCUUGUUUUUCUCUAAGAUCGUUUGCAAUUACUAUUUCAAUUUCUGAGCACAGAUGACAAAAGUCAAGUAAUGCUGUUGAGCUGACUAUUAAUCAUGAUAUAUACGUGUGUUUAAUAAGGACUACAUUUCUUUUGAUGACAUUUUCUCAUGUUGUCAGUUCUGUUUGAUCUUGAGCUUUUUGAUUCCAUUUGGGUAUCCUAAACACCCCGACACCUUACAAAGCAGCAGCAUCCAUCUGUUUUAAAAUCUGUUAUAUAACAAAACUAGAAAGAAAUGUAACUAGCUUAUUGCAUAUUUUAUUUAACUUUCUGUCACAAAAACAUGCAGAAUAUUACUGUACAAUAGAAGAAAACCUUUAUAACAAUAAAAUAUGGAUAAUUUGUGAA
This is a messenger RNA of Pristis pectinata (smalltooth sawfish), 7286 nucleotides long. It is a transcript of the gene gpatch8, whose product is annotated as G patch domain containing 8. Gene Ontology annotation, cellular component: nucleus. The transcript has 9 exons. The record is from RefSeq and is a predicted model, not a curated record. NCBI's taxonomy places the organism in Eukaryota, Metazoa, Chordata, Chondrichthyes, Rhinopristiformes, Pristidae. The coding region runs from base 255 to 4541 and encodes 1428 amino acids. Gene Ontology annotation, molecular function: nucleic acid binding.